Arachis stenosperma is the source of this 2287-nucleotide messenger RNA. Its product is annotated as probable galacturonosyltransferase 9. Lineage: Eukaryota; Viridiplantae; Streptophyta; Magnoliopsida; Fabales; Fabaceae. The record is from RefSeq and is a predicted model, not a curated record. Bases 304 to 1950 code for a protein of 548 amino acids. The transcript is spliced from 3 exons. Gene Ontology annotation, molecular function: polygalacturonate 4-alpha-galacturonosyltransferase activity.
UUGGAAGUGAAAUACCCAGUUUUUGGAAGUAGCACUCAGAACACACAUUCACAUUCAGAAUCAUUACUAACUCCACAAAAUCACAUAACACACUUCCAUUCCCCGCAAUUAAUUUUGCUACCAAAAUUCAACAGAAAUAGUUGAGAAGAAUUCAUCUAACACACUCACGCAGAUUCUUCUUCUUCUUCUUCUUUGGAUCUGACACUGACAGUGAAAUUAACAAAUUUUUCUGCGGCAUAAGAAGCCUCUUUUCCUUCGAUUGAUAAAACCUCAAGAUCCAAAGAGGGCUCUGUUCCUGAUCCAAUGGCGGUUGCGGUGAGAGGAACCAGAGGUGGAUCUAGCUUCCGAAGCUUCUUCUCCUUCCGGAUCUUCAUCUCUGCAAUGUUCUUUCUCCUCUUCGUUGCAACUCUUUCAGUUCUCUUCACCACCAAUCCCUCCACAACACCUGAUGAAUCUACUCUUCCCACGACUGGUAAUGCAUAUGUGCAUAGAACGUUUUUGGCAUUGAAAUCUGACCCUCUUAGGACCAGAGUGGAUUUGAUACACCAGCAAGCUAGAGAUCACAUAACCCUAGUGAAUGCCUAUGCUGCUUAUGCAAGGAAGCUCAAGCUUGACAUUUCUAGGCAGUUGAAGAUGUUUGAUGAAUUGGCGCAGAAUUUCUCGGAUAUUUCUUUGAGGCCGACGUAUCGAGCUUCGCUGUUUGAUACGGAUGGUCCUAUUGAUGAGGAUGUGUUGAGGCAGUUUGAGAAAGAGGUUAAGGAUAGAGUGAAGAUUGCACGGAUGAUGAUUGUUGAGGCGAAGGAGAAUUAUGAUAAUCAGUUGAAGAUUCAGAAGUUGAAGGAUACUAUAUUUGCGGUUCACGAGUCGCUUAACAAGGCCAAGAAGAAUGGGGCCUUGGCCAGCUUGAUAUCUGCCAGAUCGGUUCCCAAGAGUUUGCAUUGUUUGGCAAUGAGACUAAUGGGAGAGCAGAUUUCAAAUCCGGAGAAAUAUCGGGAUGAGGGUCCUAAACCGGAGUUUGAAGAUCCCAGUUUGUAUCAUUAUGCAAUAUUUUCAGAUAAUGUGAUAGCUGUCUCAGUAGUGGUGAGAUCGGUGGUGAAGAAUGCAGCAGAGCCAUGGAAGCAUGUUUUUCAUGUAGUAUCGAACAGGAUGAAUGUUGCGGCUAUGAAGGUUUGGUUUAAGAUGAGGCCAGUAGAAGGAGGAGCAUAUUUGGAGGUGAAAGCCGUAGAAGAAUUCACUUUCUUAAAUUCAUCAUAUGUCCCUGUGUUGAAGCAGCGAGACUUAGCAAACUUGCAGAAGUCUAAUCAACCUGAAAACACAACAAAUGACAUGAAAACUAGCAAUAAGUACCUGUCUAUGUUGGAUUACCUUCGGUUUUAUUUGCCGGAGAUGUACCCUAAAUUGCAUAAAAUCUUACUUUUGGAUGAUGAUGUUGUGGUUCAAAAAGACUUGACAGGUUUGUGGAAGAUCGAUUUGGAUGGGAAAGUGAAUGGUGCCGUAGAGAUCUGUUUUGGCUCUUUCCACCGAUUCUCUCAUUACUUAAAUUUCUCUCAUCCUUCAAUCAAGGAUAACUUCAAUCCAAAAGCUUGUGCUUGGUCCUAUGGUGUGAAUAUAUUCAAUCUUGAUGCUUGGAGGCGUGAAAAAUGCACGGAUAAUUACCAUUACUGGCAAAGCAUGAAUGAGGACCAAACUUUAUGGAAAUCAGGGACCCUUGCGCCUGGUUUGAUCACCUUCUACUCCACAACCAAGUCAUUGGACAAAUCCUGGCAUGUGCUAGGGCUAGGAUACAAUCCUAGUAUCAGCAUGGACGAGAUCAACAAUGCGGCUGUCAUCCAUUACAAUGGAAACAUGAAACCAUGGCUUGACAUUGCUUUGAAUCAAUACAAGAAUCUCUGGACUAAAUAUGUUGACAAUGACAUGGAGUUUGUGCAGAUGUGUAAUUUUGGCCUGUAAUUGAGAUCAACACUGCAACAGUGCAUUGGUGCUGUUAUUAUAUGAUAUACUUGAAACCAAGUGUUCAUUGUAUUGGGGUUAUCAAGUUAAAUAUACCCUUUUCACAGAGAAGUUCUGUGUUGUCAUCAAGUUUAUAUUCUAAUGGGAAUUCUGUCUCAGAAUUUGUUGAUAGUUUUCAGACGGUAACCAAUAAUUUUGAAUUGGAAAAUGUACACGUAGUCACACUCCCUUUCUCUCUUUUCUUCUAUAGUUUGGAGCAUAUUUAGUAUUUGUUCAAUUGCUGAUGGUAAUGUAAUGACUAUGAUUAACUAGAAGAUAUUACUGUUUUAUCCAUUAA